AUGGCCUCACUCCCGACCGACCGACGCCCCAUCGUCAUAUCUGGGCCCUCGGGCGUCGGCAAGGGCACGCUGUACAAGAUGCUAUUUGACCGCCACCCAGACACCUUCGCUCUGUCUGUGUCGCACACGACCCGCGCCCCGCGCCCAGGCGAGAGCGACGCCGUGGACUACCAUUUCGUAUCCAUGGAGGCCUUUGAGGACCUCAUUGCCAAGGACGGCUUCGUCGAGCAUGCCAAGUUCGGCGGCAACCGCUACGGCACCAGCAAGAUGACCAUUGAGCAGCAGAGCAGCAAGGGCAAGCUCGUUGUCCUGGACAUAGAGAUGGAGGGUGUCAAGCAGAUUAAGCAGUCCACCAUCUCUGCUCGCUACAUCUUCAUCGCGCCGCCCUCAACCGCCGCCCUCGAGUCUCGUCUGCGUGGUCGCGGAACCGAAAAGGAGGAGAGUAUCCAGAAGCGACUUGCACAGGCUGUCAACGAACUCGAGUACUCCAAGACGCCCGGCAUUCACGAUAUCAUCAUCGUGAAUGAAGACCUUGAGACUGCGUACAAUACCCUCGACAACUUUAUCUAUCAAGAGGUUAGGGUGCCCUAG
Ilyonectria robusta is the source of this 591-nucleotide messenger RNA. Its product is annotated as guanylate kinase. Bases 1 to 591 code for a protein of 196 amino acids. NCBI's taxonomy places the organism in Eukaryota, Fungi, Ascomycota, Sordariomycetes, Hypocreales, Nectriaceae. Gene Ontology annotation, molecular function: GMP kinase activity. The transcript is spliced from 2 exons. Gene Ontology annotation, cellular component: cytosol. Gene Ontology annotation, biological process: purine nucleotide metabolic process. The record is from RefSeq and is a predicted model, not a curated record.